AUGGAAACAAACAACAUCCUAUCACAUCCAGAAGGACCCGAGUCCCAGUUUGUAGUGGGUGAAGGCACAUAUGCUCUGAAGGAGGAUCUUCUCCUCGCAAUGCCCCUUCCUUGCCCCUCAGAAGUAUCUCACCUCAAUUCAAAUCCACUAUCAACAAAUCCUCAGCCAGAAACUUCUGGUACAAAAGUUUCAUUAUUAUCGAUUAGCUCGCUAAGAAUGGUUAGCCAACCAACUACUGAAAUUUUUGGUAACUUGGAAUCUCUCGAAGAAAAGGGAGAAAACCAAAACAGGGUAAAAAAAUACGUGCAGAAUAAUUCAGGGAAUAUUCAGAGACGUAGGAUAUCUCCCACAGGCAGCGUAAAGUUUUCACAGGGCGUAGGAUCAAGUCCAACAAGUGAAGAAAACACUAUCUUAACUACCAUCGGAAGGGAUCAAGGGAAGAAAAAAAAACCUAAAAAUAAUAUUAUGAAAAGCAACUCUUCAUUUAUCUCUAGAUGCGUAGUAGAUGAAAACCUAAAUAAAAGAUUACAAGAAAGAAAGUCCGAUGGCUACUAUGCCUUCGCAAAUAUCGAUAGAGCUUUCCAGUGGCUUGAUCUAUCGUCUCCUCAAAAAGCAGAAUAUUUAACCAAAAUACUGUUUACCAAGGGACAUUGUCUUUGUCAUGAUAUAAAUCAGGUUACCAAAAGUCAAACUCAUAUCGAUUUGAUAAUGGGCUUCUCGACCGGGGAAAUCAUAUGGUACGAACCGAUUUCACAAAAAUAUACAAGGCUUAACAAAAAUGGAAUUAUAAAUAAAAAUCCAGUUUCAGAGAUAAAGUGGAUACCAGGAUCGGAGAAUCUUUUUUUGGCAUCACACAUUGACGGUUCGUUAGUGAUGUAUGACAAGGAAAAAGAAGAAGCUGCGUUGCUAUCUGAGGAAAAAAUCAGACACACGACAAAUCCGGUUGAAAAUUCCGAACAUAAAAUACAGCCAUCGCUUUGUAUAAACAAGUCUAUCUUUUCAAAAAAUCAAAAAUUCAAUCCCGUGUCAUCCUGGAAGCUUUCAACACAACGAAUCAAUUCCUUUGCGUUUUCGCCGGAUAAUAGCAGGCUCGCUGUGGUCGGUGAGGAUGGUGCCCUUCAGAUUUUGGACUACCUGGAAGAGCGACUUCUUGGAGUAUUUUCGAGCUAUUAUGGAGGGCUUAUCUGUGUUUGUUGGUCCCCAGAUGGAAAGUAUGUUUUAACCGGGGGACAAGAUGACCUUGUUUCGAUUUGGUCAAUUGUUGACUUAAAGAUUGUUGCCCGUUGUCAAGGUCAUCAUUCUUGGGUUACCUCAGUUAGCUUUGAUUUUUGGCGCUGUGACGACUUAAACUAUCGUUUCGGUAGCGUUGGUGAAGAUUGUAGGCUUCUAUUAUGGGAUUUCAGUGUGGGCAUGCUACAUCGCCCAAAAGCUACAAACAUGAGAUUAAGAGGUAGUGUAUGCUCCUGGUAUCCGGGAAUUUGCCGCUCAGAGACAAAUGUGAAUUAUAUGAGGUCAAUGUCCAUCAAUUCAUCUGCUGAGAAUCCGGAGAACACAAUUGAUCACCCAGCCGAGCCAAGGGCAACAACCGCUUUAUUGCCUCCUGUUGUGUCAAAAUUAAUCCACAAAGAUCCUCUAUGCUGGUUAGGAUUCACCAAGGAAUCUAUACUAACAUCUUGUCGUUCUGGUCACAUAAGAAUCUGGGAACGGCCUUCAAACUUGUUCGAAACCAUUAAGGUUUCGGUGUAG
Molecule: messenger RNA, 1746 nt
Organism: Blumeria graminis f. sp. triticale
Lineage: Eukaryota; Fungi; Ascomycota; Leotiomycetes; Helotiales; Erysiphaceae
Source: the annotation of a GenBank genome assembly